GUCGACAACAGUACGUAUAGCUACAGUAUUUACAGUGCCAGAAUACUGGCUUUUGCUUCACAGGUCAGAAAACACAUUUACAACAAGACAAGUGGACAUGGAAACCUUCCCUUGACCUACAUCUCAGCACCACCAUACUGCAACCGUCACACACAACUGUGCUGUCCAAAAUGGGCCGUGUGUACCUGAUCGAGCCCGUGGUCAGCGUGUACUCCUUUGGCAUGUUCAUGACCUAUCCACUGGUCCAGCAGUACGUGUACCGGCGCAAGUGGGAGAGGAUCAUAGGCUCUCCCUACCCGACUGAGCUCAACAACACCUCACGCUGUGGAGGAGCCAACCAGAGCACUCAGCAUGGGGCCCAGCUCCAGGCUGUGCAGAGGGAGACGUCUCUCUUCCUCCUCCACAGCGAGCUCUCCUUCCUCUUCCCCAGCCUCGUAAUGUCCCUACUGCUCCUGGCCUACAGCGACUUCCACGGCCGCAAGGUGGCCAUCGUGCCGCCCCUGCUGGGUGACAUCCUGUUCACGCUGGCCUACGCCACCGUCAGCCGCUACUCGCUGGACCUCGGCUACCUCCUGGGCGCGGCGUUCGUGCGCGGGCUCUCGGGGGGUCCCUCGCCGCUUUUCGGCGCCUGCUUCGCCUACGUGGCGGACCGCUGCGACGGGGGCGAGGCCGAGGGGAAGUCCGGGAGGAGGACGGCGCGCAUGGCCUUGCUGGAGAUGCUGCUGGGCAUGCAGUCGGGCUUGGCUUCCAUGGCCACGGGCUUCUACAUCCGCCUAGCCGGCUUCACCUGGCCCUUCCUGACCGUCACUGCGCUCCACAUCCUCGUGCUGGCCUUUGUGCUCUUCGUCCUGCGGGAGUCUCUGGUCCCGGCCCAGCCGGCGCCCUUCACCUCCUCUCAGGUCCGCGCCUCGCGGCUGGGGACGGUGGCGUCGCGGCUGCGCGGGGUCGGGCGGCUCUUUUCGGCCGGCCCCAAGCGACGCGGCCCCCUGCUGGCGCUGGCACUGUGCGCCUUCGCCUUCUACAACGUGGUGACGCUGGGCGGCAUGUCGCUCUUCAUCCUGUACGAGCUGAACGCGCCGCUCUGCUGGGACGAGGUGAUGGUGGGCUACGGCUCUGCGCUCUCCUCCGCCAUGUAUCUGGGCAGCUUCGCCGGCGUCCGGCUGCUGUCCGGUUACCUUGCCGACGUGUGUGUGAUACUUCUGGGGCUUGUGUCACUCGCCGUUGGCUUCGUCAUGGCCGCCUUUGCCAAGACCACCCUGCUCAUGUAUCUGGUGAGGGUCCCGCUGCUCCUGUCAGUCAUGCCUUCACCACUGAUUCGCUCCAUGAUGUCAAAGAUGGUCACCAACUCUGAACAAGGGGCUGUGUUUGCGUGUGUGGCCUUUAUGGAGAUGGUCAGUGUUGGUGUGUCCUUCCCCACGUUCAGCAGCCUGUACGCGGCCACCGUCUCCUGGUUCCCCGGCUUCAGUUUCCUCCUGGCGGCGGUCAUCACCCUGGUCCCCGUCACCUUCAUCUGCGCUGUACGUCACCUGGAGAGGGCCAUCCCUGAGGACACCAAUCAGCUUAUUCCUGAUGACCCAGAGGAAAGCCUGUCUUUUCCACAACACGAAGUGAGGUCAUGAGGUCCUGUUUCAAAGUUGGUUCAAGGAUGGUUUGAUGGCAGCAUACAUCUUUUACUGCUAAGCCUUUUCAAUCUCCGCCUUAAAAAUAUGUUUACACAAGAGGAAAGACUCUGAGGAAUCUGAAACUAUGCUCCAUAUACUGUACAUAUUCUUACUUGAUACUGACAUACAUGUAUAUCAACAUAAAUAGGAUAUGUAGACAAAAUCAGGUAUGUAUUUAGGUGCAUACAUAAAAAAUAUAGUUCACAUAACAAUUCUUUAUCACAUUUUAAAUAGUCUCAAGCACUGUACAUUAUGCACUAAUAUAAAUCCAUCACCAGAUUCAGUCUCUGAUCUUGACCUCUUCCUUGCACACCCCAUUGAAAUUGAUACAAUUGAAAAGCUUUGGAUCAGAAAAAGAAACAGGUCUGGGCAUAUAACCAAGAGUGCCACUGCCAGGUGGAGGGGGCAUGUCCCACAGGAGCAGGAUGUUGGAGCACUGAGGACACAGCUGUAACGUCAGAUCUGUAGACCAGGAGCUAUGGUCACUGGUCAGUCACUGUGGUAAGUUCUCUGGUUUCGACUUCACACGGUGAGGCAGCAUUCAGCAGUUCUGCCAUUCUCAGCAGGAACCAUGCAGUGGCAGGAAGAUCUUAGAUGGGUGCCUAUUCAGCCAUUUUGAGAAUCUAGGUUAAACCCCUUUUGUUUUCAUCAAAGAAGUCAUAAGGCCUGCACUGUGCAAUGCCAAGACUUCACUGUGGCUUUACUGUUUAGUUUACUGGGCCAUACUUUAUCUGGAUGGUGUACUAUGGACAGAUGUUAAAACUAAUAAGUAUACUUUAUGGUUGAGGUUAAGGGCUGGGUUUGCAUAAGGUGAUGUUUGAACAGUUGGAAAGACUAAACUUGAAUUUGAACAAACCAGCAUCUGUCCACAGGGUAUCCAAAUAAAGGGUUGCCAUUAACUACACUGCAUGUUCCCUCUUUUGUUUUUGCCUUCGAUUUAUAAAUUGUAUGUAAAUGUGAUGUUAUGGUGUUUAUUGUUUUCUGUCUUUAAAUUCUCUUCAAUCCAUGAAUAAAUUAAGGUUAUCUGCCUUAUUUCAUGAUACCAAUAGGUAUGAAUGUCCCUUUUAUCUGAAAGGUGCUAUUACAAUUGCCAAUUGUCUUGAUCACUUAACUGAUGC
Molecule: messenger RNA, 2779 nt
Organism: Alosa alosa (allis shad)
Lineage: Eukaryota; Metazoa; Chordata; Actinopteri; Clupeiformes; Clupeidae
Product: solute carrier family 46 member 3
Exons: 6
Coding region: 171-1619 (482 amino acids)
Biological process (GO): vacuolar transmembrane transport
Cellular component (GO): lysosomal membrane
Molecular function (GO): transmembrane transporter activity
Source: RefSeq, a predicted model, not a curated record